AUGAAUUAUGUCUUUUACUUUACUCAACACAUUGUUCAUUACAUCCUAUUUUAUCUCCCCCGACUUUUCGCUCUAACGUUGCCCACUCUUACCACCUGUAAUACACACAAUGUAGCUAAAGGACCAAGGAUUUUCGAGAAGGCGAAUCCCGGCGUCAAAACCACUGUUACUGAACUGCAUGAGUACGGUAAAUACUUGACCUCAGUCCUCCCCAAAUACAUUCAGCAGUUCUCUGUCUACAAGGAUGAGCUUACUAUCUAUGUCGCUCCCAAUGCACUCUUGCCUGUCAUGGAGUUUUUGCGCGAUCACACCAAUUCUCAAUUCAAACAGGUUAUGGACGUCUGUGGUGUUGAUUAUCCUUCACGUCCUAACCGAUUCGAGGUCGUUUACAACUGCCUUUCAAUCCGAUAUAACUCUCGCAUUCGCGUGAAGACUUACGCCAACGAGGUCUCGCCUGUCCCCUCGCUGACUGGAUUGUUCAACGGCGUCAACUGGUUUGAGCGUGAGGCUUGGGACAUGUACGGAAUCUUUUUCACUGGACACCCUGAUCUUAGACGUAUCUUGACCGACUAUGGAUUUGAAGGUCAUCCUCUCAGGAAAGAUUUCCCUCUGACCGGCUAUGUCGAGGUCAGAUAUGAUGACGAAAAGAAGCGUGUUAUCGUUGAGCCCGUGGAGUUGGCACAGGCUUUCCGUAACUUUGAGGGCGCUGCUUCUCCUUGGGAGCAAGUCGGACCUGGUCGUGAUGACAAGCCUGCUCUUCCUGAACCCGAAACUCCUAAGGCUUAA
Messenger RNA from Lobosporangium transversale, 786 nucleotides. RefSeq lists its product as hypothetical. Bases 1 to 786 code for a protein of 261 amino acids. The record is from RefSeq and is a predicted model, not a curated record. Gene Ontology annotation, molecular function: NADH dehydrogenase (ubiquinone) activity. The transcript has 2 exons. Lineage: Eukaryota; Fungi; Mortierellomycota; Mortierellomycetes; Mortierellales; Mortierellaceae.